UACAAAGAACAGACCAUACAAUAGAUCAGCCGCUUCUAUAUUUUUAAGUAAUACAAGUCAAAGGCGGGUUAGACGUCCGAUAUUCUAUACCGAAAAAUAGUUUCUCCUUGGAACGAAGCGUGAGAUUGUCUGGUAACGAUGUCGAGCCCUAUGAGAGCACCGAGAACCCCUACACCACAGGAUGAAAAUCAACCAGUGGGUGGAACACCCAGGCGACAGCCUCGAACUCCGACUUCCAACAGAGCUCGUUCAAUCGCCGGGACUCCUUCUACAAGCUCCGUGUCUACCAGACAAGGUACGCCUCAGAGACGAUCAGGUAACAAUCCGGUGGAGACCCCGUUGAGAUGGGGCAACCGUCGUACUCACGAGACCAUUGCACCUUCAUCAGAGGGUCAUUCCUCUGUGCCAUUAUCUUCGCCGAUUGGGCAGGGACAGACCAGUCCUCUUGCUGCUGGUAUGAGCGAAAUAGAGUUGUCUUCUCCAUUAAAUUAUGGAACACCCAGUUCCUUGGCAUCAGUUCGUACUCCCAGAAGUGGUAUCAGAGGAACUCCUAUGAGGCAGAGACCAGAUAUUCAGUCUGAAAAACGUAUUCGACAAGUUAAUUUAGCGGAGACGAUACCAGAAGAACCCAAUGCUCCGCAAACAUCAGAAAGUGAGAAUGGUCCACAAUUGGUAAUUUGGGGCACAAACGUCGUGGUAGAUCAAUGUAAAGCACAAUUUAGACGAUUUAUUUUGCGCUUUAUCGACCCAGAGGCGGAAAACGACGAAUUGCCUGAGAACAUGAAUCUGACAGAUCCACUGUACCUGCAAAAACUCGAAGAGAUACACACACUGGAAGAACCCUACCUGAACGUGAACUGCGCCCAUCUCGAGGCUUUCGACGACCAGCUUUACCAUCGACUGGUGUGCUAUCCGCAAGAGGUGAUACCAGCCUUCGACGUAACCGCGAACGAAAUGUUCUUCGAGAAAUAUCCUGCGGCAGUGCUGGAUCAUCAGAUUCAAGUGCGGCCGUUCAACGUCACGAGGACGAAAAGUAUGCGUCUCCUGAAUCCAGAGGACAUAGAUCAAUUGAUCACGAUCACGGGUAUGGUCAUUCGCACGUCGAACAUCAUGCCGGAGAUGCGCGAGGCUUUCUUCAAGUGCAUCGUUUGCUCAUUCACGACCACCGUGGAAAUCGACAGAGGUCACAUCGCCGAGCCUACGGUGUGCACACAAUGCAACAACAAUUACUGCUUCAGCUUGAUACACAACCGCAGCCACUUCUCCGACAAACAGAUGAUCAAGCUGCAGGAGUCACCAGACGAUAUGCCAGCUGGACAGACUCCUCAUACGGUGGUGCUGUUUGCACACAACAAUCUGGUCGACGCUGUUUCAGCGGGUGACAGAGUCUCCGUUACUGGUAUAUAUCGCGCCUUGCCGUUGCGCGUUAAUCCACGACAGAGCAACGUACGAGCUAUCUACAGAACGCAUGUUGACGUCGUCCACUUCAGAAAGCAGGAUUCUAAACGGCUGUACGACGAAACGGAAGGCAAGAAACAUGUGUUUCCACCGGAACGAGUAGAACUGUUGAAGCUAUUGUCGCAGAAGGAGGACGUGUACGAACGUUUGGCGCGUCACAUCGCCCCCAGCAUCUAUGAAAACGAGGACGUGAAGAAGGGGAUAUUGCUGCAGCUGUUCGGCGGCACGAAGAAAGAGCAGAGCGAGUCCAGCAAGAAGCACUUCCGCUCCGAGAUUAACAUACUGCUGUGCGGAGACCCGGGCACGAGUAAAUCGCAGUUGCUGCAGUUCGUAUAUAAUCUGGUGCCUCGCUCACAGUACAGCAGCGGGAAAGGUUCCAGUGCCGUCGGUUUGACCGCUUUUGUGACGAAGGAUCCUGAAACCCGUCAAUUGGUAUUGCAAACUGGUGCCUUAGUGCUCGCCGACAACGGCAUUUGUUGCAUCGACGAGUUCGACAAGAUGAACGACAGCACGCGCUCGGUGUUGCACGAAGUUAUGGAGCAACAGACGUUGAGCAUCGCCAAGGCGGGCAUCAUCUGUCAGCUGAACGCGAGAACGAGCAUCCUGGCGGCGGCCAAUCCCAGCGAGUCACAGUGGAAUAAAAAUAAGACGGUGAUAGAAAAUGUCAUGUUACCGCACACGUUGAUGUCGCGUUUCGACUUGAUCUUCCUCAUGCUGGACCCGCAGGACGAAAUGUUCGACAGGAAACUCGCCAGACAUUUGGUAUCGCUCUACUACAAAUCCGAUCUAGAGGAAGAGGACGAUAUUGUGGACAUGAGCAUCUUGCGCGACUACAUAGUUUACGCUAAGGAAUCCGUUCAUCCUAUCCUUAACGAAGAGUGUCAACAGAGAUUGAUCCAGGCCUAUGUGGAUAUGCGCAAGGUGGGAAGUGGUUAUGGCCAAAUCACGGCCUAUCCGAGGCAACUGGAAUCAUUGAUAAGACUCGCCGAGGCUCACGCCAAGGUGCGAUUCAGCAACGUAGUGGAGAUCGAGGAUGUCGAAGAAGCAUGGAGGUUACAUCGGGAAGCGUUGAAACAGUCCGCUAUCGAUCCGCUGAGCGGCAAGAUCGACAUUAGCAUUCUGACGACUGGCAUGUCCUUAGCGGCGAGAAAACGCAGACAGGAACUGGUCGAGGCGCUGAAGAAACUCAUUAAGGGCAAGGAUAAGGCGCCGAGUCUAAAUUGCCAGAAAAUUUUCACGGAAUUGAAGGAAUCGUCCAGUGUGUUGGUGACGCGUGAAAUGUUCGAAGAUGCUCUGAAAGAGUUACAGGAUGAUGGUAUCGUGAUCGUGACUGGCAAAAAUACUAUUCGUGUCUGUUAGAAUUACCUGCGUUUUUCUGACUCUUGCGCGCGGAAGUUAGAAUUUUAAACUCGUCUCGAAAUUUAUUGGCACUGGAAUGUGCAACGAUAAAGCAGUUUUAAUACUCGACAAUAUCAUGAAGAAAUUUGAUUUAUCGAUUGUAAAUGUUAUUUUUUUUAUUUUCAAACUUGUUUCUAAAAUGCAAUUUUGCGUCCGGCAACACAACAACACGUGAAGUGCACUUGAAGCUCUAUUGAUACUCGCUUUUUUAUACUCACACUAAAUAUUUUUAGCAUAUGACAUUUGGAUUAUUAUAUAAAAAAAAUAUGGUUGGAUAUGAAAAAAUCUAUUCCAACUAACGCGAAAUCUCUUGGCAUCGCGAAUGAGUAUUAGAUUGCCAGCAGGUAGAAUUAUCGAAAGAACAUAU
Molecule: messenger RNA, 3223 nt
Organism: Harpegnathos saltator (Jerdon's jumping ant)
Lineage: Eukaryota; Metazoa; Arthropoda; Insecta; Hymenoptera; Formicidae
Gene: dpa
Product: disc proliferation abnormal
Exons: 9
Coding region: 139-2817 (892 amino acids)
Biological process (GO): DNA strand elongation involved in DNA replication; mitotic DNA replication initiation; double-strand break repair via break-induced replication
Cellular component (GO): MCM complex; nucleus
Molecular function (GO): ATP binding; ATP hydrolysis activity; single-stranded DNA binding
Source: RefSeq, a predicted model, not a curated record